GUGCUAAAGAAGCGUACACUUCCAUUUUCUCGACCCUUUUGGCGAACAGAGAGCACGUGUUUGCUCGCCGGUCGCGUUCAGUUCAUUCUAUUGUGUAAAAUUUUGCAUCGGACGUAUAGUCUGUCUGAUUGUGAGGUGACGGAAGAUCAAAAGCUUCUGGUCGUCGUAGAGGCUGGUUAACAAUGAAUCCCGAAAAGUUGAAGAAGCUUCAAGCUCAAGUACGAAUCGGCGGCAAGGGAACACCCCGACGCAAGAAGAAGGUGGUGCAUGCAACUACUGCCACAGAUGAUAAAAAAUUACAAAGUUGUUUGAAAAAACUGUCUGUGAAUACAGUCCCUGGUAUAGAGGAGGUUAAUAUGAUUAAAGAUGAUGGCACUGUCAUCCAUUUCAAUAAUCCAAAAGCUCAGGCUAGUCUGUCUGCGAACACAUUUGCCAUUACUGGUCAUGGUGACAACAAACAGAUAACUGACAUGUUGCCAGGAAUAAUAAGUCAGUUGGGACCUGAAGGUGUUACACAGUUGAAACGAUUAGCGAGUACAGUUUCUGGUAGUACAGUUGGUAAAGCAACAUUGGAAGAAGACGACGAGGUGCCUAAUUUAGUGGGGAAUUUCGAUGAAGCCAGUAAAGAGGAGGUUGCUCCUAAAAAGCAAGUGGAUGAAAGUGAUAAAGCAGCUGGUGAUAAAAAAGAAGUUAUUACGAAUGAUGGAAAGAAGGAAGCCCCCUUAGCCACGCCUGAAGCUUAAAGCAUUCAGUAUCAAGCUAUUUCGUACAACUAACAGUUGUAAUUGACAAGUUGAGAAAUACAAGUUGCAAAAAGCAAUGCGUAAACGAAGUAUCACUAUACAUACGUUAUAAAUAUUUGACAUACCCUAUGAUAAUGAUAUAUGAGUAACAGUUAUCAAGAAAUAAAAGAUGCUGUUACAGAAAUCAAAAAGUUUUUAUGGACGAUGUUCUUUACUUUGUCGCAUUUGCUAACGGUAGAUUUUUGCUUUGAAUCAGCUGGAAUGAUCUUACUCUUCCUGAAUUAACGUUGUGUGACUGUUAAUUGUGUACGAGAUCUGGAGUUUGAAUUUUAGGCAUUUAAUUUGAUUGUUCAGUCACGUGUUAACGCGAUGUGAGAUUACGAUUUUUAUUACGAUUUUAUUUGUAAUAGUUUCCUCAUUGUCAUAUUGUGUUCACAUGUGUUCUUAUUUUGAUGAUAACGAACUCGAAGAAUUUAUAGGAAUAUCGAUUAGUAAAAUAAAAUGAAAUUUCCGGCAAGUGGUAACAGUACCCUUCUACCUAUUCGCAGUGACGUUAUGUAGGCGGGAAAAAAGUUUAUAUAGAGUAUAGAAAGAGUAAACAAAAAGAAAAAAAAAAAAAAAAAAAAAUGCGUGAGGCACCUCUAUUUUAAUUGAUGGAGUUAAUAUCAGUUACAGAUAAGAGUAGUUUCUUGCAGCAGCUUUCCAGCGUGGAAAAAUGAGGUGUAAUAUUUUGUAAUGUAAACUACGGAAUAAAUUCAUUUGCUGGAAAUGCGGGUUUCUACUUAAAAUUUCAUGUUUCUCCAAUACAUUGUAGUCGUAAUUUGUCAAUAUUUAUAUUUUCAUCGAUAGAAUAGAUCUGUAAUAACAGUGUACUUAUGGAAAUAUAUUAAUAAGAGCCACUCUGUAUAGUAACAUACGUUUCUUAGCAUUUUCCACUUACAGUUUAUAUUUUACAUGUGUGAACAUAACUACGUUCACGUUUGAACACUAAGAUUUUAGUUGUUAAUUUUAAAUUCAUGCAGGCGUAACGAGAGCAGUUGUAAUUUUUAGAAAUGUAUACAGCAGGAGUAUGGCAGUUUCUUGGUUUUAUUGUAUAAGACGUUUCAUUGGUGAAGCAUAUUUUUCGAUAAGUAUAGUGUUUAUUAUGCACCGAUAAUUUAUUCGAAAUUAUUAAUUUAUCGAUUAACUGAUCAGAAUUAAUUUUGCCUGUGUCGUCAUUCGGCUGUUAUAAAAUCUGAUUCGUUGUAUGAAAUUAUGUCAUGUAACAAUAGCAAGCAAGGUUUACGGUAACAAUUGCGAGAUAACCGAGCAGUAAUUGGUUUGAUAAGUUGAUGCUUUUAUCCACUUGAAUCUAUUUAGGCGGCGGGCUCAAGUAUUAAUCAUCUUUUGGACCAUAAAUAACUGGACGUUUUCAAGUUUGCUUUAUGACUACCGUCACGAGACGAUAAACGUUUGCGAUAAGUUUUGUCAUGCCAGUUUACAUAAAUAUGCGUCUUUUUAAAGACACGUUUUUUUAUGGACAUUCUAUUUCCAUGUUCUUAGCUUUCAAGGUUUCUGGUUUAAAAGAAACUAUAUGAGUUUUCAUUACACUACUUAAUCACGUGACAUAAAUGUU
Colletes gigas is the source of this 2358-nucleotide messenger RNA. RefSeq names its product transcription factor BTF3 homolog 4 (gene bic). NCBI's taxonomy places the organism in Eukaryota, Metazoa, Arthropoda, Insecta, Hymenoptera, Colletidae. The transcript has 4 exons. Gene Ontology annotation, cellular component: cytosol; nascent polypeptide-associated complex. The coding region runs from base 183 to 743 and encodes 186 amino acids. The record is from RefSeq and is a predicted model, not a curated record.